Misgurnus anguillicaudatus (oriental weatherfish) is the source of this 3725-nucleotide messenger RNA. RefSeq names its product cell division cycle 27 (gene cdc27). Gene Ontology annotation, molecular function: protein binding. Gene Ontology annotation, cellular component: cytoplasm; anaphase-promoting complex. Gene Ontology annotation, biological process: protein ubiquitination; anaphase-promoting complex-dependent catabolic process; metaphase/anaphase transition of mitotic cell cycle. Lineage: Eukaryota; Metazoa; Chordata; Actinopteri; Cypriniformes; Cobitidae. The record is from RefSeq and is a predicted model, not a curated record.
UUUCCGGAUUCGCCGAUAACGGUUGGAAUGUUCAAAUCUUCGAUGCUAGUUUUGCUACUUCAGUGGAUACCGAGCUAAGAAAGCGACUGAAGAAGGAGCAAAGAAACCAAAAAAGGGGGUGAAGAGGUGCCUGGCUACGGAAUGACGGUGUUGCAGGAACCUGUCCAGGCUGCUGUCUGGCAUGCUCUGAACCACUACGCCUACCGCGAUGCUGUAUUCCUGGCAGAGAGGCUUUACGCUGAGGUCCAUUCAGAGGAGGCACUUUUCUUGCUAGCUACGUGCUACUACCGUUCUGGGAAAGCGUACAAAGCCUACCACCUUUUGAAAGGGCACAGCUGCACUACGCCACAAUGCAAAUAUCUCCUUGCCAAGUGCUGUGUGGAACUGAGCAAGUUGGCAGAAGGGGAACAGAUCCUUACCGGAGGAGUCUUAAACAAACAGAAGAGUCAAGAUGACAUUAUUACCGAAUUUGGAGACUCUGCAUGCUUCACACUGGCACUGCUAGGGCAAAUAUACUGCAAAACAGAUCGGUUAGCAAAAGGAGCUGAAUGUUACCAAAAGAGCAUGAGCGAAAACCCUUUCCUGUGGUCUCCAUUUGAAUCUCUCUGUCAGAUCGGCGAGCGACCAGAUCCAGAACAGAUCUUCAGAUUGACCUCAUUGCAGAGUUUCAGUGGCGGCAGUGGAGGAGGUAUUCCUCCUAUUAGCCCUGCACAUACACCUAGCAACAACAUGGGUCAUCGGCAAGUUGACACCGUCCUAAUGGAGACACCACAGGACACACUGGAACUAAAUCGCCUCAAUCUAGAAUCUUCAAACUCAAAAUACUCCUUAAAUACGGAUUCCUCGGUUUCCUACAUCGACUCCUCAGUCAUCUCGCCAGACUCCAUGCCGCUGGGUACCAGUGGCUCACUGCUAUCUAAACAGGUGCAGAACAAACCCAAGAGCGGUCGAUGUCUGCUCGGGGGCACAGCCACACUCAGCCCACUUACACCAAGUUUUGGAAUUUUGCCCUUGGAGCCGAGCCCAGGGGACCCCACAUACUUGCAGAACUACGGUCACAGUGGGUCUGGAAUGGAACCACCUCCACCGCCUGGCCCUCCAAAGAAGGCUGUCAGUAGAAUCAGUCAAGUGGGGACAAAAUCAGUGUUUGCACAGAGUGGUAACAGCAGAGAUGUAAUUCCCAACCCUUUUAACCAAACUCAGACAACUGCCCCACAGACCAGUACUACACCACAAGUGCUGAGCCCAACCAUUGCUGCCCCACCAAAUGUGCAGCCACGGCGGAGCUCAAGACUCUUCACCAGUGCCAGCUCCACUGCCAAGGAGAACAGCAAGAAGCUAAAAAUGAAGUUUCCCACCAAGAUUCCCAACCGGAAGACCAAAACAAAAACGGGUAAGGGAGGAAUCACCCCAUCCAACUUGAAUGAGAGUAUCGAGAUCCUCAAGCUGGACUCUUCCAUAACGGAAGGCAAAGGCAACAUCAGUUCACCGCAGUUCCAGGCCUUCAAUCUACAAAAGGCUGCUGCAGAUGGGCUGAUGACGUUGAUGCGUGACAUUGGACGGGGCUAUCUCGCUCUCUGCUCCUAUAACUGCAGAGAAGCCAUUAACAUUCUCAGCCAGCUGCCUUCACAUCACUACAACACGGGCUGGGUGCUGGGUCAGAUCGGACGGGCCCACUUUGAACUGGCAGAAUAUAUGCAGGCCGAAAGGAUUUUCUCAGAAGUGCGGCGUAUUGAGAGCUAUCAAGUAGAAGGUAUGGAGAUCUAUUCAACGACACUUUGGCAUCUACAGAAGGAUGUUGCACUUUCUGCCCUCUCUAAAGAUCUCACUGACAUGGACAAAAACUCGCCAGAGCCCUGGUGUGUAGCCGGUAACUGUUUUAGCUUGCAACGAGAGCACGACAUUGCCAUUAAGUUCUUUACGCGAGCCAUCCAGGUGGACCCCAGCUUUGCCUACGCUUACACACUGUUGGGGCACGAGUUGGUGCUUACAGAAGAGCUGGAGAAAGCCCUGGGCUGUUUUCGCAAUGCUAUUCGCCUCAAUAAACGCCACUACAAUGCCUGGUACGGCUUGGGAAUGAUUUACUACAAGCAGGAGAAGUUUAACUUAGCUGAGAUUCAUUUCAAGAAGGCUUUGAGCAUCAAUCCUCAGAGCUCUGUACUGUUGUGUCAUAUUGGAGUGGUUCAGCACGCUUUGAAGAAAUCAGAUCAUGCACUGGAGACCCUUAACAGAGCCAUUGGCAUCGACCCCAAGAACCCGCUAUGCAAAUUUCACAGGGCCUCUAUUCUUUUUGCCAAUGAAAAGUACAAGGCGGCCUUGCAGGAGCUUGAGGAGCUGAAACAAAUAGUGCCCAAAGAGUCUCUUGUUUACUUCUUAAUAGGAAAGGUCUAUAAGAAGCUUGGCCAGACUCAUCUGGCACUAAUGAACUUCUCAUGGGCCAUGGACCUGGACCCCAAAGGGGCGAACAAUCAAAUCAAAGAGGCCAUAGAUAAGCGAUACCUCCCAGACGACGAUGAACCUGUAACUCCUGAUGACUAUCCUUAUGACUCGACAGCAGAAGUUGAGGAGUCGCAGGAAAGCAGUAUGACGGACGCUGAUGACACGCAGCUCCACACCACGGAAAGCGAUGAGGUUCUGUAGCCCCACCGAUACCACUCUGGACUUGUACUUUGAAAUAAUGCCAAUCUGGGGGCUACUCAAAGACUCCAGCUCUGAUAAAGGAGGAAGAUGAAAAAAGGAAAACAAACUGCUGCUAAUAACAGUACCUCCUCAUUUCUGUCGUUUUAUUUCCGUCAUUCGUUCCCGCCUUUUUUUCCUCCCCAUCAUCUUCUUGUCAUCAUGCCUUAGCAGUCUCUUAUCAGUCUGAUCUGCUGGUCCUGUCUCACUUUUCCCUUGAAAAAUUCAAGGUUAGUCCAAAAUCAAAUUGCCCAUAUUUUGCCAAUGUCAUUCAUCUAUUUAAGACUCGAAAAAGAGAACCACACAAAUUCAAGAAUGUUCCUGUCUUAAUGCUUAGGCCUUUGUUUUUUUUUAUCAGCGUUGUCUCUGAAUAAAGACCUGUGUAAGAAUUGGUAGUCUUUUGAUUUCUCUCACCUUCAUGAUGCAAUUUUCUGCCCACAUCAUAAAAGUGCUACAUGUAAUCUGAAUCUGGGUUUAUACUUAACUGUAAACUACAUAUCUUCAAUCAGAUUGCCAUCUGUAUAGAAGAAUAUUGUUUUUAAAGGCUAUGUAAGGAAAGUAGUAUUUACAGUUGAUUCUCUGAGCACUUCAUGUUACGAUUAUUUUUGCAUUCGACAACUUGCACGAAGAAAAUAUGGUUUCAAAACAUGCACAUGUAUUUGCCCAGCUGCAAGACAUUGUUUAGAGAAUUGAAGAUUAAAUGAUACAUUUCUAAAUGAGCGAUUUCCUUGACAAACAUCACUCCUCCACAUUUUCGUUGGUCAAGGAUUGGAAUUGAUGCUUAUUUUGAAAAACCAGGUCAUGAUGUCCAAAUUAACAAAAUGUUGUAUGGCACAGUGACCAGUGGUCAGACUUGAGACGAUUUUCUGAAAUGUUGGUGCUGUUGAGGACAAUACUGGUGAACAGAAAAUGUGCACAAAGUAUCUUACAUGGAUUUUAUUUUACCAGAACAUGUUUAUUAUUAUAAAUGUUUUUGAUCUCUGCUAAAUGCUUCUUAUUGUACAUUUUAAGGAAUUGAAAGGUAAUAGAAUAAAUAACUUUGACUGAAA